CCCAGAGCUUGGAGGCACCUAUAAAAGAGCCCCCGAGCUUGUCCAUGGCAUCGCAGUUUCAGCACCGAAACAGCCAACCCCAAGCCAAUCAAAAUGUUCACCAAGUGUCUCUUCCUCGCCGCCCUGGUGGCAGUCUGCUCGGCCGGACUCGUCCCAGCUGUUCCAGCUGCCUUGACAGUUGGCACCUACGCCAGCAGCUACAACGCCCAUGCCAUCAACCACGCAGUUGCAGCUCCCAUUGUGGCCGCCCCUGCAGUUGCAGCUGCACCUCUGGCGUAUCCGGGAUACCCUGCGAUAUCGGCGUAUCAUGCAAUUCCUGCAUACGGAGCACCCAUAAUCGCAGGACGACGCUAAAGACCACCACUUGCCUCCACCACCUCAUCGGCAUCUCCUGGACCAGGGCACUCAUCUCUCAUGACCUCCGACCUCUCCAGAAAAUUCUGGAAAAUCAUGAAAACCAUUCGGUGAUCUCUCUUGGGGACGCAAGGAUUCGAGUCCUGUGUACGUGCAGGAGCAUCCUUGCGAGCGCUGAACAUCCUCGGUGAUUGGUCGAAGCUAGGCUUCGAAUGCUGCGAUGAUCCGAAAUUCCUCUCUUUUUUGGUUAACUAAGUAAACGUUUUCCGGAAAAUACACACACUCUUAAGGAA
Messenger RNA from Orussus abietinus, 647 nucleotides. RefSeq lists its product as uncharacterized. The transcript has 2 exons. Bases 94 to 354 code for a protein of 86 amino acids. Lineage: Eukaryota; Metazoa; Arthropoda; Insecta; Hymenoptera; Orussidae. The record is from RefSeq and is a predicted model, not a curated record.